ACAUGUCAGCCUCCAGGGUCACCGGUGCCUUUCAAAAAUUUUCCGGUUUUAGAGCAAGAACUCCUUCAAUUCCCUCAAAAUGGAAAGGUGGACGAAUGGAAAAGAUAGCCGACCACCUCAAGAUGGUAUUGGAGGACUACAAAGCUGUGGGUGCAGAAACAAAACAGGACAUCAAGAAUCGUCCGUUCAAGACAUUGUUUUAUCUCACUGGUUUGGGUGGGAUAGUCGGACUUUGCAAAAUGAAUCCAGAUGAACGUGUCUUCAUGGAAGAACUGAUACAAAAUACUAAUGAAUUAAUGCUCGUUGGUGACGCCAUACGAAAUCCUGAGUCUGAUGAUUUUAUGCAAAAUAUAUUGAAGUAUCAUAACCAGGGACGUCUAAAACGUUUAAGCAUAGGAAUAUGUUCUUUCAUGUAUUACUCUGAUCACGCAGAUGAGACAGACUUGUAUGAAACACAGUGUGACCAUGUGAAGCCCAAGUACAAGGACUUCAAAGACAGAAUAUUAGAUAUCGGGAUAAUAGGACAUUGGAUGGCUCUGCACAACAUGAUGAAGGACUAUGAUAUCAAUCCAAAAGAAUGGGAAAAUGAAAAAGGAAAAUCAACUUGAUUGCGCUUAUUGGACUUUUCUCGUAUUUGAGGCUUGCCUGGCCCCAUACAAUAUGAACCCUCGGACAGUUGUUGGCAUUCAAGGCUUGUUGAUGGACUGGUAUUGCAGCAAAGAAAAUGUCUGAACCCGACUUGUGCCAAUUCUGUCACAAUCAGAAAAUUAUAUAACCUUGCAGCAGAUUUUUAAUAAGAGGUAACAGUGACAGAGGUUUUAAGUUCUGUGAUGGUCUUUAUUUGACGUGAAAUAAAAGA
Molecule: messenger RNA, 859 nt
Organism: Lineus longissimus
Lineage: Eukaryota; Metazoa; Nemertea; Pilidiophora; Heteronemertea; Lineidae
Product: mitochondrial import inner membrane translocase subunit Tim29-like
Exons: 2
Coding region: 3-608 (201 amino acids)
Biological process (GO): protein insertion into mitochondrial inner membrane
Cellular component (GO): TIM22 mitochondrial import inner membrane insertion complex
Source: RefSeq, a predicted model, not a curated record